AUGGGCGCAUGCGUCAAAUGCCGAAAUGCACUUCAUUGUGCCAAACAUGGCACCUACAAGCUUGUCCAUAAGGACCGGCUUACCAGAUAUUUAUGGUUAAAUGAACAUGUCCACACUCAUUAUCGUCCUCCCAAGUUGCCGGCAACUCUUUGUAUGAAAAGUGCACUCCAUAUCACGAAUGAAACAAUCAACAUUUGGUCUCAUUUGGCAGGCUUCCUCUACUUCUCCUACUGUCAGUUUGACGCGAAUUUCCGAAGGUUGCCUUUGAUGGGGGCUUCCGGCACUGAUCACUUCGUAUUCACUAUGUCACUAUUGGCAUCACAAGUAUGUAUGCUGUUUUCUGCGCUUUUCCACACGUUUGGUUGCUCGUCGACUAAGAAACGCAGGAAGUUCUUGAACCUGGACGUCUUCGGAAUCUCGGCAGGCCUUUUGGGGAUGUACCUGUCGGGUCUCUACACGGCUUUUUUCUGUUUCCGGGAAGCCCUGCAAUCGUAUUUAUAUUUCUUAGCUGUUCUACUGUGCAUCGCCGGCUAUCUUCCAUCUAAACGCGAAAAAUUGGUUAAGGAGGGGACGCGUGUAGGGCCUCUGCAUCUAUUCUACACGGCGCUUGUUUUGGCCGGUUUCCUGCCAACCAUGCAUUGGAUCUCAAUGCACGGCGGAUUGUCGAGCGCCUAUGUACACCAAUGGUUGCCAAAUAUGGCCAUCGUCUAUGCACUGACCGGGGGUGCGUUUUUCUUCUACGCGACACUGAUCCCAGAAAGAUUGGCACCAGGAAAAUUUGACGUUUGGGGAAGCUCGCACCAAUGGUGGCAUCUGCUCAUAUUGGCUGCGAUGAUAAUCUGGCAUGGCGCUGGGAUGGCACAUCUCGAGGAUCAUUACAGAAAUCCCUCACAGUGCCCUUCACUGACCGAAAUCGCUGCGAAACCAUUCAAUCGCUCACAACCAAUCUAC
This is a messenger RNA of Mesorhabditis spiculigera, 951 nucleotides long. The record is from the annotation of a GenBank genome assembly. NCBI's taxonomy places the organism in Eukaryota, Metazoa, Nematoda, Chromadorea, Rhabditida, Rhabditidae.